GUGUCGUUAAGAUAAAGAGGUGUGCGCAAGAGCCGGAGCAAAUGGUCGUCUCUGGUGAAGGAAACCGUUUUUGGAUUAAAAACACUUUAUUCCGGCAGCGGGGGAUCCUUUAGUUUUUCUCUUCUGAAAAAUUGUUGGACGGAAUUAUGACGGAGUAUGAAAAGGCGAGUUUAUAACCUUUGAAGUGAAGUAUUUUUCUUUGCCAAAGCAUGUGCCUCAGAUUUUUGGGGAGAUGAUUCUAAAGAGCUUUGCACUCUGAAAUAACGGGACAUGGCACUGAGGGAAAUUGUCUGAGGUGACGAGUGGUGGAGAUCAAGCCUCAUGGAUAUAGACCUACGCACUGACUGGAGUUGAUUUAUCUGUGGAAGACCUGCUGCAAAUGACUGCCCUGCCUGUGUCGCCAGGAUGGACAACAGGAUUGUCAAUAGGAUGCGGCCUGAAAAAUAUCGGCAAGUGAAGAUGUCACCUCCGCCAGUGUGAAAUCAAUGGGGAAUACUUGCCAUGCGAAGAGCCUUUGAAAGUUUUGACAGCCGCGGGUUUGGGAGGCCUGAUACUUUGCCUUUGAUUGCACCCCUUCCUGUGAGUGGAUCUAAAGUGGAUUGUUGCUGCUAGCGCUGUGGUGUGAUUAGCCCCUUUAGUGUGUGUGUGUCUACUGGUGUGGCAGAGGGAGCAUGCCCCUGCAGAGACCUGGCUGUCUGAAGCUGUACCCUGCCUGGAGGGCCAUGCAGCCCCGACUGGGCGUAGGCCUGGGUCUGGGCCUGGACCUCACCUUCCUGCUGUGGAUACUGAGCCUAGCACAGCAGGCCCUGGUCACGGCCUCUCAGAAACUGGACGAGACGGACCCCGUGGUCACCACCGUCUACGGCAAACUGAGGGGCGUCAAGAAGGAGCUCAACAAUGAGAUCCUGGGACCCGUCAUCCAGUUCCUGGGGGUGCCUUAUGCCGCACCCCCCACGGGCGAGAGGCGCUUCCAGCCCCCAGAGCCACCCACCUUUUGGCCGGAGGUCCGCAACGCUACGCAGUUCGCCCCGGUCUGCCCUCAGACCAUCGUGGAGGGGCGUCUGCCGGACGUCAUGCUGCCUGUGUGGUUUACUAACAACCUGGAGAUAGUGUCUUCUUACGUACAGGACCAGAGCGAGGACUGCCUUUUCUUAAACAUAUAUGUUCCCACUGAGGAUGGUCCCCUUACAAAGAAACACAAUGAUGAUUUAGAUGAUAAUGACGGGGUGGAGGACGAAGACAUCCGUGAAAGCGGCAGCCCUAAGCCUGUGAUGGUAUUCAUCCAUGGGGGAUCCUACAUGGAGGGCACUGGGAAUAUGUUUGACGGCAGCAUCUUGGCAAGUUACGGCAAUGUUAUCGUCAUCACAGUGAACUAUCGGCUUGGAGUAUUAGGUUUCUUAAGCACAGGGGACCAAGCUUCCAAAGGAAACUAUGGACUUCUUGAUCUGAUCCAAGCCCUGCGCUGGACUAGCGAGAAUAUUGCUUUCUUUGGUGGUGACCCUUUACGAAUAACAGUUUUCGGAUCAGGGGCUGGCGCCUCCUGUGUCAACCUCCUGACCCUGUCCCAUUAUUCUGAAGGUAACCGUUGGAGCAAUUCAACCAAAGGACUUUUCCAGAGAGCUAUAGCACAGAGUGGCACUGCGUUGUCCAGCUGGGCAGUCAGCUUCCAGCCUGCUAAGUACGCUCGCAUGUUGGCCAAGAAGGUGGGCUGCAACCUGAAGGACACGGUGGACCUGGUGGAGUGUCUGCAGAAGAAGCACUACAAGGAGCUGGUGGACCAGGACAUCCAGCCAGCCAGGUACCAUAUCGCCUUCGGGCCUGUCAUAGAUGGAGAUGUGAUCCCAGACGACCCCCAGAUCCUCAUGGAGCAGGGCGAGUUCCUCAACUAUGACAUCAUGCUGGGCGUCAACCAGGGCGAGGGCCUGAAGUUUGUGGAGCUCAUCGUAGAUAAUGAGAACGGAGUCCAGGCCAAUGAUUUUGACUACGCCGUGUCCAGCUUCGUGGAUGACCUGUACGGUUACCCGGAGGGCAAAGACAUUCUGCGUGAGACCAUAAAGUUCAUGUACACGGACUGGGCUGAUAAACACAACCCAGAGACCAGGAGGAAGACCCUGCUAGCUCUGUUCACUGACCACCAAUGGGUGGCUCCGGCCGUGGCCACAGCAGAUCUCCACUCCAGCUUUGGGUCACCAACAUACUUCUACGCCUUCUACCACCACUGCCAGACAGAGCAGGUGCCCCCGUGGGCAGACGCAGCCCACGGUGACGAGAUCCCCUAUGUGUUUGGCCUGCCCAUGAUCGGUCCCACAGAACUGUUCCCCUGUAACUUCUCGAAGAACGACGUCAUGCUCAGUGCUGUGGUGAUGACUUACUGGACUAAUUUUGCCAAAACUGGUGACCCUAACCAGCCGGUCCCCCAGGAUACCAAGUUCAUCCACACUAAGCCUAACCGUUUCGAGGAGGUGGCGUGGACUCGCUACAACCAGAAAGACCAGCUGUACCUCCACAUCGGCCUGAAACCCCGCGUCAAGGAGCACUACCGGGCCAACAAGGUCAACCUGUGGCUGGAGCUUGUGCCCCACCUCCACAGCCUAAACGAGGUCACCCAGAUCAUCUCCACCACCACCAAGGUUCCCCCACCGGAGGUCACGCCCAGGUCACCAAAGAAGAUUCCUGUCAACACCAAGAGGCCUAAUCCUACGCCUUUCCCCACCGAGACUCAGGACAGUCAGAAUCAGCCCUUCCUGGUGGAUCAGAGGGACUACUCCACUGAGCUGAGUGUCACCAUCGCUGUGGGUGCCUCGCUGCUCUUCCUCAACAUCCUGGCCUUCGCUGCCCUCUACUACAAGAAGGAUAAGCGGCGGCACGACGUGCACCGGCGCUGCAGCCCCCAGCGCAACACGACCAAUGACCUGGCGCACACACAGGAGGAGGAGAUCAUGUCCCUGCAGAUGAAGCACACAGACCUGGACCACGAGUGCGACGCCAUGCAUCCACACGAGGUAGUUCUGAGAACUGCCUGCCCGCCAGACUACACGCUAGCCAUGCGCCGCUCACCUGACGACAUCCCCCUCAUGACCCCCAACACCAUCACCAUGAUCCCCAACACCAUGCAGGGCCUCCAGUCGUUGCACAACUUCAACACCUUCCCCAGUAGUGGACAGAACAACACCCUGCCCCACCCACACUCACACUCCACCACCAGGGUAUAGCCGGACGGACGGACGCUGACACACACAGCACAUGCCAGAGCUCACACCCAGCCCGAUCAAACGGAUGUGGAAUAACUUCUACUCCUGUGAAUAUAUUAAGGGAAUAGGGAUUUUGCUGGGACGGGAGGAGAAUUUCAUUUGAUAUAAAAGAAGAAAUUAGAAAGAAGUCAAACAAAUAAUUCAAAUGAAAAAAAUAAACAAAGAGAAGGAUACUUUUUAUUUCUGUUAUUGAAACAGAACAAGGUCAACUUUUCCAGCUACAGAUAUCAACUUUGGAAUUUUAUAAACGAUUGCUUGAUCCUGUUAUCUUGGAAAAAAGAAAAAACCUCAGUGGAGUUUGAGGAGUAGCAGGUCGCUUUGUAAAUGAAAGAAAACAUAUUGUUUUCCUGAGGCAUCAAACUGUAGAGUACUCUUUCUGGAGUCAAGGGGAGAUGCAACCAAUUUAGGCAUGUGUUACUCUACAAGUAGAGGCAAUGUAAGAUAUGACAAAAACAAUCUAGAGAGAGAGGGAAAAACUCUUAAAGGUUAUGCACAAUGUAAACAUUUUCAAAAUGUCUUGGAUUCUUCUCAGAAAUUUAUUUUUGGGGAACAGUUUUAUUGUAUAGAGCCUUUUUACAUAUCUAGAUAUGUACACAAAGCACCAAUGCUGUUUAAGUCAUUCUUGGGCGUCAAUUCCGCAAAUCUGCCAGCAGAACAAAAACGGAGGGAUCCACUGGCUUUCUGGCAGAUUCAGCUUCAUCACACAAGUGCUGUCUAUACCGAGAGCUGGAGGACAAAGAAUACUGGAUAUUUUUAGCACGAAGCGCAUGACAAUUUAUCUGCUUGAUGGCUGUUCUGCUGAUUAAGUCAUAAUUAAGAAAUAAAGUCAGCCCCAUUGGAAUAGUUUGAAGGAACACUUCUGAUUGGCUUACAAACCCACAAACCCACAUGGGUUAAGGUCAUGGUCA
Molecule: messenger RNA, 4159 nt
Organism: Oncorhynchus masou masou (cherry salmon)
Lineage: Eukaryota; Metazoa; Chordata; Actinopteri; Salmoniformes; Salmonidae
Product: neuroligin-1-like
Exons: 7
Coding region: 672-3212 (846 amino acids)
Biological process (GO): presynaptic membrane assembly; chemical synaptic transmission; modulation of chemical synaptic transmission
Cellular component (GO): cell surface; synapse; plasma membrane
Molecular function (GO): signaling receptor activity; neurexin family protein binding
Source: RefSeq, a predicted model, not a curated record